CAACACUGAAGAACAGUAGCCUGUUGAGUGUAGACCAGACAGUGUCCUCCUGUCCUCUCUGACAAAUGGACUCCUCAACUUUCCUAUACGAUGUCCAUCCUUGUGUGGUGGAAAGCUUCUGUAAAAUCAUGGACAGUGGCGACGACAGGUUCGGCUGGCGCGGACUCGCUGUGCGAGUUGUCCCCAGCCUGUUAGACUUGCGCAUGCUGGAGCGCGUGGAGGCAGCAGGUCGGAGUCCCACCAGGGAGCUGCUGUGGUCCUGGGCUCAGGAGAACUCAAGAGUGCAGGACCUACAGAGGGUGCUGCAGGACAUGGGCCACCUCAGGGCCCUGCAGCUCUUCCAGGGCCAAACUUCAGAGCCGGUUCCUUGCAGCAGUCAACAUGCAGAGUCCAAACGACUGACGUCAGCAGCUGAGGAGAAGGAAUCCCUCCAAAAAGAGGAGAGUUCGACAACCCCAGCUUCAUACCCCAUGAUCACCUCUGGAGAAAACCAACCACUUCUAAUCACUUUUCAAGACAUCAUAGAGGGAACCAGAGAUUUCCAUCAUGAAAUGAGGAUCUCAGAGGGCCACUUCUCUGAUGUCUACAAAGCAAAGAUGGGAAAUAAAAUGUUUGCGGUGAAGCUUUUUAAACAGGUAAAUACGGCAUCAUGGAAGGAGUUGUGGGAUAUCUUCAGAAAAAAUAUGGAAAUUCAUCAUUUGUACCAACAUCCAAACAUCUUAAACUUGUUGUGCUGUUUUUCUGAUGAGGACCGCUACUGCCUGGUCUACCCUUACCUGCCCAAGGGGUCGCUCUUCCACAGACUACACAAUCAGAUUGGAGAGCCCCCUCUGUCCUGGCAGGAGCGUCUCACCAUCAUAAAGGGAACUGCAAAGGCCCUGCAUCACCUCCAUACAGCCCAGCCCUGCCCUGUCAUCUGUGGCAACAUCUCCAGUUCUAACAUCCUCUUGGACGACGCCCUGCAGCCCCAGCUGUCUAACUUUGGACUGGCUCGUCUCUGUCCUCAUUCAGCCAAUCAGCAGUGUACUAUCACUCUGGAUACGAGGUUCCACAGCAACCUGGGAUACCUCCCUGAGGAGUACAUCAGAGACGGCAAGCUGUCCUUCAGCCUGGACAUGUACAGCUUCGGAAUGGUUAUAAUGGAAACAAUAACAGGACGGAAGGUGAAAGAGGACGGACCCAAACAAACACCACUGAGAGAUCUGCUUGUCACUGAGGUGGAAAACAGCGGUGGCGUGGACUCUUGUUUGCGGUUUUUGGAUGAGGCAGCCGGUCGGUGGCCGACCGCCUUGGCCCUCGGCCUCCUACGUCUGGCCCUGGAAUGCACUGCUAGCCGCCACCGCAGCAGACCGAAAAUUGAGAAUGUACUUCUGGAGUUGAGCAAACUGCUUCCACCACCUAGCUGCCCCCCCGCCGACCAGCCCCGCAGCCUGGAUGCUGGAAACCCUGUUCAGCUGAGCCCCCCACCCUCCAUACCUGUAGAGCACGACGAGCAGCACAGCCCACCUGGUUCUCCAACACGGGCGGAGCCCUGUGAAUACAGCCAGUCUGAGGUGACCUAUCUGAGCGAGACGGGGGGCUCAGCAGACCUGUACAGCAGCUGGCCCGUACAGUGCAGCUGUCCUGCUGAGACAGGGGGUGUGGCCUGUGAGGACUGCAGAGCCAACGGCUUCACGCUCAACGCAGACAGUCCUCAGAACGACUCAAUCGUGGUGGAAAACCCAGCCAAGGAAAGACUGAGGAACAAACUGACUCUUUAUAACGGAGGGCUGAUACACUCAGAGGAACUGUUCUCUGAGACAGGACAGCAGUAGAGCUGACUUCCUGUUGCGGUCCUGAGAGCAGCUCAUGUUAUGUGCUGUCAUGUGUGUUCUUGGGGGGGAAAUUCAGAGCUUAAGUGUCAACAUGCAGCAAGCAUCAACAUCGCAACAGUUGGCAGUAAAGUGGGCUGAAAUGGAAAAACAAAUUUUCAUGCAGCCACAGAGCAGAACUUAGUAAGAGUAACAGAAAACUUCAAAGGUAAACCACAAAAAUCCCUCAGCCACAAACACAAACAAAGCGAGUGAGAACAUUUGCAUGCAACUCGUUAAAAAAAUGUAAAGAUUAUUUUUUUCUACUGAACUCUCCUUUUAGCUCCUCACA
Plectropomus leopardus (leopard coralgrouper) is the source of this 2142-nucleotide messenger RNA. RefSeq names its product interleukin-1 receptor-associated kinase 3 (gene irak3). Gene Ontology annotation, molecular function: ATP binding; protein binding; protein kinase activity. Gene Ontology annotation, biological process: signal transduction; protein phosphorylation. Gene Ontology annotation, cellular component: plasma membrane. Lineage: Eukaryota; Metazoa; Chordata; Actinopteri; Perciformes; Serranidae. The record is from RefSeq and is a predicted model, not a curated record.